Molecule: messenger RNA, 2788 nt
Organism: Triticum urartu
Lineage: Eukaryota; Viridiplantae; Streptophyta; Magnoliopsida; Poales; Poaceae
Molecular function (GO): protein binding
Source: RefSeq, a predicted model, not a curated record
AUAGCAUUUUGGCUGCUCCCCCAACCCCACGCCGCCCCCGACUCCAUUUGGCUUGCGGCGAGUACCCCAACACGCUAUUCCCGCCGCCUCGCCCACGCGAAAACCCUCCUCCCCGCCGGCCAUGGCGCCGCCCGUCCCCUCAGGCGAGCAGCGGCGGCUCCUCGACGCGGCGGCCGACGGCAACCUCGACCUCUUCAAGAGCAUCGCGAGCGCGCUGGCCGGCGAAAAGGGGCGCAUCAAGGAGGCGGUAGAGGCUGUCCGGGACCGCGGCGCCGGGGCGCUGCACGUCGCCGCUGUCCACGGGAGGAUGCAGGUGUGCGCCUACCUGGUCGAGGAGAUCCAAAUCGACGUGAAUGCGGCAGACGACAAGGGUGAUACACCUCUGACUUUUGCACUUCGGGGUUGUACCGUUGAGAUCGUGAAGUAUCUCCUCCAUCAUGGUGCUGAUCCAAAUAACCCUGAUGAGAAUGGAAUUACGGCUCUCCAUGUCGCAGCUGGAGAAGGAAUGUGCGAAAUGAUAGAAGUCUUGCUCUCAAAAGGAGCCGACGUUAAUUCCUUUUCUAAAUGUGGCACACCACUCUACUUGGCUAUUAUCGGAGAGCAGGUUGCUGCUGUGAAGACCUUGUUGGACCAUCAUGCAGAUUAUAACAAGGAACUGGCCGUAUAUUCUGCACCUCUGAUUACUGCUCUGGAAGUUCGCUCGUUAAAAUGUGUAGAGCUUCUAAUUAAGGCGGGUGCUGACGUGAAGAGUGUUAAUCCCUUAAUAGUUGCUGCAAAUGGUGGUUUAACCGAGUUCUACAAAUGUUUACUUGGGGCUGGUGCUGACCCUAAUGAUUGCGAUGAAGGAGGUCAACUGCCAAUAGAGAUUGCUGCUCGUAACAAUAGACGGGAGGAUGUUGAAAUUCUCUUUCCAGUGACAUCUCGCAUUCCAUAUAUUCCUGAUUGGAGUAUUGAUGGGAUAAUUGCUUAUGUCAAAUCAGAACCAAAGGAGGAGGAACACAGGGUGCGAUCUACUACUCCUGGUGUGCAUCUUCUGUCCAGCAAGAAGAGAUACUGGGAUGAAAAGGACCAAAUUAUGCAUGAAGAGUUCAGCAGGAAGUUUAAGGUGCAGAGGACAGUGACUGGUGUGACUGGGAAGAGGGCGCGUGAUGAGGAUCUAGCCACGGCUACAGCCGUGGCAGAAGAAUUCUGCGGUGGUCCUCAAAGCUUCAAAAAAACUAGGCUGGAGCCAACCUUGGAGGUGGUCCGGUCUCGUGACCUUUGGGCGCUCCAGGACAACCUAAGAUUAAACAUACGACACGCUUUGCCACGCCAAAUGUUGUUUAUUCAGCACAUAAAACAUCAACCGUGUUCUCUUCAUUUCCACCUGAGGGAUGGUCUUUACCCCUCGCCCAAGGAGCUAAUCGAAAUGAUGUCAAGAUCUGAUAUUGUCCAGAUCAAGAAGUUUGCUCUCGUGGUUGACAUGGAAAUUGAAGAAGCCCAGAUGUGGGAGUAUGUAACUCUUGUGUCCGCACGUCUCGUUGAAGAGCUUCACAUUGAGUUUGUUGAAGCAACCAUCUCUGUGUUUCCUCUGUUUGGGUGUAACAACUCGUUGAAGCACUUACGCCUUAAGCAUAUCCAUCUGCCAACAUAUGGACUGGACAUCGAUCCUAUUGGAGGCGUGGUGUUCUCGAGUUUGGCCAUUCUCGAACUCUGUGCUGUACGUUUGGCCGAUAAUGGGCUCACUGAGCUGAUGAAGUUGUGCCCAUCAGCACACACAGUUCGCUUGAUAGGGAUGGAGUACCUCAAAGAAAUUACAUUUCCGACACUUGAUAAGCUCAGGUUUAUCAAACUCUCGAGGUGUCGGAAUGCCACCUUGGUUGAUGUCGAGACAUUCUUGGGUCUCCAGUCCUUCCACUAUAUUGGGCCUUUGAUAGAGAUGUUUUUCCACAAAAAUGCUUCUCUCAAGGAAUUAUUCGUGUGCUUUGAAGGCGAGAAGGUUACAGAAGACUAUUCAUCAGGAUGGCUUGAAGGAGCCCCUGACUUCUCCAGGAUCAGAAUUCUCACUGUUUGCAGCUAUUCACUCAAUGUUCUGGCUUCCGGCAUAGUAAAAAACAUGAAUUUGAAGAGCUUAACGGAGUUGCAAAUAAUCAUUUCUGCCUUGGACGAAAUUGUGAUUGCUGAUGUGUAUGACUUCUUGAUGCUACCAUCCUCAAGCCUUGAAAGGCUCUUUCUCAAGCUGCCAGAGAGUAGUCUGGGUGCAAGAAUGGAACAAGAAAUCCAAAGGGAUGAUGAUGGGGUGGAGCUUAAAAAGCUCGCGUUGAUGAGUGUUAACGGCUUUGAUGGUAGUGAUAACCAGAUGCGGCUGCUGGAGAAUGUGCUAGCCAAGGCACCCAAACUGAAGGACUUGAUGCUUGUUUGUCCCAGAGACAGAGAUGGACUGGAAAUGAAGGUGCGCCAGCUAUUCAGAAAGUGCUCAGAAGCAACGAAUGCCUGUGUGAAGACGAAAGAAGACGAGAGUUCACCUCGGCCCAUGCAUUCGAUGCCCACCAGCUCAGCCAUCGACGCAGAAUGAAUGCACAGCCAGAAGUUUCGACAUGUACAUGGAUAAUAACUUGGCUAUCUCGCUUUCCCUGCAUAUUCAGUAGGAGUAGAUUCGUAUCUCCAUGUUUUGCAGACUGGGACUCGACUCUGCGAGGCAGAGGCGCAGAGCCCAUACCUUUUUUUUGCGGGAACUUGGCACGGAUCAUGUACAACUUGUACGGUAUAAGUCAUUCUGUGCAGUUAUCUGAAGUCCUCGUCCGUUGUU